Molecule: messenger RNA, 1615 nt
Organism: Saprolegnia parasitica CBS 223.65
Lineage: Eukaryota; Oomycota; Saprolegniomycetes; Saprolegniales; Saprolegniaceae
Exons: 2
Coding region: 279-1490 (403 amino acids)
Molecular function (GO): calcium ion binding
Source: RefSeq, a predicted model, not a curated record
GCCGCAGUAGCGUGCAAGCUUUCGCCGCCUGUUUAGUAGUUGCUCGGCACUCGUUCAGGCUGUUUCGAUCUACGCGCUCACUUCGCUGUGGGCACAAGCUCGGCGACAGCAAGAAAGCGCACUCUUGGCAAGAGUAGACCGGCACAGUCUCCGCUUCAACGUCAAGAAAUACUGACGGUCUCUGUUAACGGUACACUGUUUUAUUUGGUGCCGAGACAUGCUGCCCUGCCUCGCACCGAAAGCUCUUGAGUCGCGCGGACCAUCGCUUGCGCACACGGAUGCGCAUAUCGACGAUGAAGUCACUCGCUUGCGCAGCUUGCACAUCGCCGACGUUCCGCGCAUGCGCGAUCUCACCGUCUUCCGCGUUCGCCGUGACACCCUCGGUACGAGUUCGGCCCUGCAAGGAUGAUGCUUCCACCUCCACGAUAGAUGUCCGUGCGACGGGACGCUCGACGCUCUAUACGCUGCAAAAAGCUCGCUUCGAGAUGGAGCGGCGACGACCUGCUUCGUUUGCGUUUGCUUUGCCGCCCACCGUUUUGGAGCCAGCGCCUCGUCCCUCUGCACGCCUUGUGGCGCCCGUUGUAGUAUCACCGACACCACGCGCACCGAGGGUGUCUGAAGACAAGCUCGGCAACAACGCCAGUCCCCGAAGGCAGCGCUAUCCAGUGAUGUACCGGAGCCGCGAGACAGAGAGCGCUGGCGUAAAGAAUGACGCAGGACGCAGCAACAACGACACGGAACGGCAGCGUCCUCGGCGAAGACGACAUGUCCCGUCGACGCGACAGCCGCAGUUGUCGUGCCCGCUACCGAUCAACCCGAUCAACCCGCGGGAUCGACUACUGCAGCACCACGACAUUUCCGAGUUUGACUUGCGCGUGUGCCACUCGCCGCGGGCCGUGACCGCCGCUCUGCUCGCUUUCGCGGUCCCCGCCGGCGUCGACCAGGCCACGUUUCGGCGCGCCGUGCCGCUGCUGUCCGUGGAGGACGAGAUGUUUGUGGACCGCGUCUUUGCCAUCUUGGACGACGACUACUCGGGCGUCAUCGAGUGGCGCGAGUUCAUUCGCGCCAUGGCGGCGCUCGAGAAGGGCGACUUGCGCGCGCGGAUUGUGUUUUUGUUUGAAGUCUACGAUCUGAAUGGCGACGGAAAGCUCAGUCGGAGCGAACUCAUCGCGUUCUUCAUUUCCGGGCUCAUGGUUUCCGCCAAUGACAAGAACGUGCAGGACAUGGCGCAGCACUUUGCAGACGAAAUUCUGUUGGCGCUGGGCGUCACGCCGACGGAAGGCGCGACGAUUUCGGUUCCAGAAGUCGCGACGUUCAUCGAGAAGGCCGAGAUGGAGGACAUCUACUCGAUCUUUGGGCGCACCAUGCUCAACGAGCUCGACAAGCAAACGCCGAAACCCGACGCGGACUUGGCUUUGGUCGACGAGACGCUCGAGACGACCUCGAUUGUGUACCGCAUGUCGCACACGAUGCGCAUGGACAAUAUUUGACCAUUCUACUGUAGUACGACCCACUGACUCACGUCUAAAGGUCGCUGGUAUCAAUUCCUUGUUCACUCGAAAUGUGCGAACAUCUUUGACGCCAGAUAAAGAAUAUACAACUUGGGUGUCCAGAC